This is a messenger RNA of Stylonychia lemnae, 1923 nucleotides long. The record is from the annotation of a GenBank genome assembly. Lineage: Eukaryota; Ciliophora; Spirotrichea; Sporadotrichida; Oxytrichidae.
AUGAAGCGGAAAAUUGUAAAUUACAUCAAGUCACUCGAUAUGUAUGGUUAUGAGGUGAAGCUCUUAUUUGAGGGAGGUGGUACUAAGAAAAGUAUGUUUGGUGGGUUGGUAACUGUUUUCUCAAUGGGGCUUUUGUUCGGGUUAUUUGGAUUUCAAAUUCUGGACAUAUUAAAUUACAAAUCUGUCUACAAAGAAACUAUAGUUGAAUUGGAUAAUUUCGUUCAAUCAGCAGUUCUAAAUCAAGAUAAUUUUGACACAGCCCUAAUAAUUAAUUACCCAGAUUACUUAUCAUAAUAUAGUUUAGAUGAAAAUAUCAACAGAUAUAACAAGACACAUUUCUUGAACGAAACCUGGAAUUCAUCUAUUUAACUUUGCUUUGAUUUUGAUUAAAUUCAGUUUCAAUCAUUCGAUGAUAGAAUAACUUUUGAAAUAAAUAAUUUCGGACUCUCUAAUGCCUUUACCAAGGUGAUAAAGUAUACAGUGUAGAUAAAUAAGGCCAAUGAUGCCAUCUCUCGAAUAUACGAGAAAUUUCAACAACAAAGUUAUGAAUUUAAUUCUAUUACUCCUGCUACAAUUGAAAACAUUGAUAGAUCUGGUCCUGAUUCAUACAUGACUAUUACAUAUUCAUAAAGUUCAAAGCUAAUUAUGAUUUCUAGAUAAGUUAUCAAUAUUUUGCAGGCCUUAGCUAGCAUAGGUGGAUUAGCUGGAAUGUUCUUUGGACUAUUUGGUGGAUUAGUUAAGCCUCUCCAAGAGUUCCUGUUUUAUCAGGAAUUAGUCCAUUCUUCCUUUUUAGUUGAAAAGGACAAAGUCUAUUAAAAUAUGUUCAAAACUAUGGAUAUCAAAGGAUUAGCUAAGACUUCAAGUAAUAAAGAGGAGUAGUCUGUCAAGAAUAAUGACGAGGAUCAGGAUGCAUUAAAUCAAGAUAAAACUUGUGAAGAAUAUGUCGAUUACUCAAAGUUGAAACCUUACGAGUUUGAUACAUAUUUAAAAUUAGUAAAAGAAAUUUAAAACAGAGUACCUUUCCUCUAUUCUCCUUUUGAAAAGUUAAAAGAGAAAGUUUGCAAACUAUUUUGCUUAAAGAAAAAAUUCAUCUAAAAUGACCUAUUUCAAUUUGCGAAGAAAGAAUUAAACAAAUAAUUAGACCUAGGUAUAGUAUUAGAAGAGGUGAAGUAAUUUAGAAUGAUUAAAAAACUGCUACUUACUGAUUACUAAAGAAAACUGCUGCCUUAUCUCAAGAAGUCUCUUCUUAACAAAAAAUUUGAAAAAUCUCAAAAAUAAUAGCAAGCCAAAGAGAAAGGUAAUUAAUCUUAGAAUUAAAAUUCAAGCAAUCAAGAUGUGAGCAGACAAGUACAAUCUCAUUAAAAUUCAGAUAAUGUCAUAACAAAUUUCUUGAUUGAUCUAUUUGCAAACUAAGAGAAUAGCUAAAAUCCUUAUAAUGGUAUAAUACUUAAUAGUCUUUUUAACACAGAAGUAAGCUAUAAAACUCUUAAAUAAAAACUAUACUCAGGAUUACUGAGAAAGUUUAUAUUUGCUAAGCAAGAGUCAAAGGCUUAAUAGCCAAAGAAAAGAUUUUCCAGUCUAUUUUCAAAGAUCAUAUAGAAACCCACAUUGAAUACCAGCUAAGCCAGCAUAAGAUCACCUAUGAGGGUAAAAAGUCCAAAUAUGAUGGAUACGGGUAAUAUUGCAUUUAAGGAUCGUAUCAGUCUGAACAUCACCAAUAGCAAUAAGAAGAUGUCCAAUUUAGAUUAAACUCAUUGUGAGUUUGAAAGUGAAUCUAAGCAGAAUAUCAAUUAUGGGUUAGAUCAGACUGAUUUAAGUAUAAAAAGUACUGCAUUCCAGUUUAAUGAUUUCAGCAGCAAGAGUAGAUUUACUCUCAAAAGGUAGAACAAUGAAAGAUUCUCUAGCUAUCUCAAUAAUAUAUGA